AACAUUUCCGAAAGAACGGGCCGCUCUCAGGAGCUCAGUGAUUUCCAGCGUGGAACUGUCAUAGGAUGCCACCUGUGCAACAAAUCCAGUCGGAGAACGCCACGCCCCCACCCCGGGCACAACCGGAAGUGAUUGGCACACCUUUGAAGAAACUAAAAACACACUUUGACGCUUCCCAAAGGUUCCGGUUUUGGAGCGGCCUGGGAUGUUGAAAUGAAGAUACAUGAGAAGGUUGUCUCCUUUUUUGAAGCCAGCAGCACACCUGUGGACAAAGAAGGAUAUCUCUUUAAGAAGGGCGACAUCAGGCCUUCCUACCACAAGCGCUGGUUCAUUCUGAAGGGAAACCUCCUUUUCUACAAAGACCACCCGGAUGACCGUGACCUCAUCGGAGUCAUUGUUCUGGAGGGCUGCACCGUCCAGCUGUGCGAGUCCGACGAGCAGUUCGCCUUCUCGUUGGUGUGGAGCGAGCAGAGUCUGCGACCCUACAAGUUCGCCGCAGAGGACCAGGCCGGCCAGGAGAGCUGGAUAAAGGCCUUGCUCUCGGCCAACCACGGCUACUUGGCCCUGCUGGUGAUGGACCUGGAGAAGAAGUACAGAGAGACGUUAGAUGCGUUGUUCAGUGACCCCGCCAACAGUGUUGCCACACCAAACCUCCUCACGACAAAAGCCGACCGUCAAUCGAACCCGCGGUCGUCCACAUGGCACGCAGCAGCCGCAGCAGUGUCCUCAGGCCCAAGUGUGAGCUCCAACAGGACCCUCCUAACCCCGUCCAUUCCCCCCAAGUCAGCCAGCAGGAGGUCACCUAAACUGUGGCCCAAGAGGACCGCCAACGUGACGCCUGUCGACGAGCCUGCCCCGCCUGCCGGGGACUGGUCAGCGGUGUGUUCAGGGACACAGGAGGAUUUUGGAAAAUUGCACGAGGACUUUGGAAAGGAAGUAAGGGACCUUAUCGCCGCCUGGUCAAGAAGCGGACAAGUCGGCAAAGCCGCCCUUGAAGAGAAUUUGAUAGAUUUCUAAGUCUCCAAAUAUAUUUUUCUAAACCUUAUUUCAAUAUUAGUGACAGCAGUGCAGUAAUUUAAAAAGGGUUUUAUUUUGCUUGCAUGUACACUUCAGCACGCACCGUGGACAUAUUUCCAGGUAAAGUGACAUUUUUACUUACAGAACGGUGCUUAGUUAUUUGUACUGGAAUUUUUAGAUAUUUUAUUUGAUAUUUGAUCUUUUUAUUCAAACAAAAAUGCCCAAAAUAUUCAUAUACCUGUUAUACGUGUAUAGGAGAUUAGAAUAUACAACAUGACUAUUUACAGUAAAUGACAUCAGACCAGCUGCCAGAAGA
This is a messenger RNA of Entelurus aequoreus (snake pipefish), 1333 nucleotides long. Its product is annotated as sesquipedalian-1-like. Gene Ontology annotation, cellular component: trans-Golgi network; early endosome; recycling endosome. Lineage: Eukaryota; Metazoa; Chordata; Actinopteri; Syngnathiformes; Syngnathidae. Gene Ontology annotation, biological process: endosome organization; retrograde transport, endosome to Golgi; receptor recycling. The transcript has 5 exons. Bases 214 to 1017 code for a protein of 267 amino acids. The record is from RefSeq and is a predicted model, not a curated record.